AUGUCGCUUUUUCGAGUUAUUGAUUGGUUCACAUUAACUAUUCCGUAUGCAUCGACUAUGCUUGAAAUGGAAAUUUAUAAUGAUAGGCGUGAGUUUACAGGAAACUUCAGAAAACCCCCCAAAAAACGAAAAAAAAUAAAAGUAAAAAAAUUGUCUGCGAUUCUGCGUGAACUGUGUUGUCUGCAAUGCACACAUUGAAAAAUACCGUAGUAAAAACCAAUUUUUUUCAGCUUUUUCAAGGUUAAAACUGGUUUUCAGCAAAAUUCCGAAUUCCAGAUCAAAUAAUAACUGGCGGAGAAGAUGGACAAAUUGCAGUUUUUGACCCGGGAAACGAGGAUCAACAAAAUAUCCACGUUUUAACGUAUGCCACGUAUCAUCCAAUUUUGCAAAUGGAACAUGGCGAUUUUUUGGCAUCGGUCCCAAAUGUGCUGGCAAUUUUGUCGCCUGAUCGAUUGGCGUAUUUUAAAAUACAAAGAGGUGAGGGUUUUCGGGGAGGUUUUUUGGCGAAAAAAAAAAAAUUUUUUUUUAAUUAUAAAAUUGGAUUUUUUGAAAGAAUUUGCAACGUGGAUCUUUGGCACAAAUUUUUUGAAUUUUCAAAUUUGCCACGUGGUCUCAUGGCAGCAAAAUAUUGACGCUUUAAUGUUAAAAAAAAGUCUGGAAAUUUCAGAGCCUUUUCUGAAAAUAAAUUUUAAAAAAAAUUAAUUACAAACAUUUUUCAGCGUGACCUAUUUUUCUCCUUAAAACCCGGUCAAUUGUACAAUACAUAUAACAGUAUUUGUACAACGAAAUCUGAUCAAUUUUUUGUGUCACGUUAAAAUUUUUUUUUUCAGUUUUUUAUUUUUGUUUUGUUUUGUUUUUCAACGAGAUAAAAAUCUUGCCACGUCUCUUUUGUCAGAAAAUACGUGGCGGCCUUUUGCUUGUUUUUCUGGAUUUUGUCCAGUCAUUGAUAAUUUUUUGCGUCCGGAAAAUGGUGAGUGAUCAGAACAUCAAAAAUUGAAAAAAUGUUUUUGUUUUCAGAUUUUUCUUCUACAGUAAACCAUUACGCGCUGAUCGAAUGUUUCGCCUCAAUUGAAUCUACGGUAAAUAAUAAAUUCCUCUAGCCAGUUCUAAUUUUGAAUUUUUUAUAGCUGGCUUCAGAAAAAUUGGAGUUGGCCGAUUACCCGACUAUUAUCAUCGAAAAACCGAUCGAAUGA
Messenger RNA from Caenorhabditis angaria, 1193 nucleotides. The record is from the annotation of a GenBank genome assembly. NCBI's taxonomy places the organism in Eukaryota, Metazoa, Nematoda, Chromadorea, Rhabditida, Rhabditidae.